Molecule: messenger RNA, 1372 nt
Organism: Lingula anatina
Lineage: Eukaryota; Metazoa; Brachiopoda; Lingulata; Lingulida; Lingulidae
Product: protein NipSnap-like
Cellular component (GO): mitochondrion
Source: RefSeq, a predicted model, not a curated record
CUUGACCGAACUAGUAAAAUGGCUGUUCCAACCAAGGCACUUCUGCUGCGUAAAACUUUGUCUUUAUCACCUGCACUUGCAAAAUGUCAUUGUCCGGUAAUACAACUAUCAAGGUGCCUGUCCACAACAUUUCCUGCAUUUCAAGCAGAUGGUGAAGAUGGGAAGAAACAAGGCCUUUUUAGCAGCUUGUUUGUUCGUAAAAUAGAAGCUACUCAUGUGACUCAAUCUAAACUGUUGUCAGAGCCAGGAGAUGUAUAUCAAAUACAAUUCCAUUCAGUGAAGCCAGAAUGCAUGGAAGCAUACCUAAAGCAGUUUGGUACAUUUGUGGAUCUUAUGAAGUCAAAAGAUACUGGAGCAAGCUUAGUUGGCAGCUGGACAGUAGAGAUUGGGGAUCAAGAUGAAGCAAUUCAUGUAUGGAAAUAUGAAGGUGGAUACCCUGUGUUGAAUGAUGCAACAUAUAUAUACAGGACAGAUAAAGACUUCAUUGACUUCCGGUUGCAAAGAAACAAGAUGUUGAGAGCACGCAGAAAUCAGAUAGUUCUCCGAUUUAGUUUCUGGCCAGAGCCAGUACAGAAGGACCCUGGAAAUAUUUAUGAAAUGAGAACUUAUACACUGAAGCCUGGCACCAUGAUUGAAUGGGGUAAUAUUUGGCAGCGUGGAAUUAAGCACCGUAUGUCUGGAAAUGAAGCAAUAGCUGGAUAUUUCUCACACAUUGGAGAUUUGCAUCAAGUCCAUCAUUUUUGGUCCUAUAAAUCUCUCCAAGAGCGCAAGGAAAUCAGGGAGAGUGCAUGGGUGAAUCCUGGUUGGGAUGAAACUGUUGCCUAUACAGUGCCUCUUAUAAGGACAUUGCAGUCUAGGAUACUGGUACCAACCCCAUUUUCUCCAUUGAAAUGAAGAAGCAGUACAACUGCUGGAUGCAGACAUGGGCCCAUUUGAAUGACUCUGGUGGCAGGCUACUGCUAUGAUCCUAACAGCUAAAUCCUGCAAUCUAAAAUUUUAAUACCUUUGAGAAUUGUGAAAGACAGUGGUAAUGGUUGACAUUGAAAAUAAAUAAUUGAGGAUGGUUUUGGAGUAUUUUUAUUACCAUUUCAUACCGUAGCAUACCUACUGUAAGUUGCUUUAUGAAAAUAAAAUAUCUGAAAUAUCCCCGAUUUCAUUUAUAAAAAUAAUGUAUCUCCCAGUUAAUAGAAAUCCAUAAUGACACAAAUCCUUUUAUGUGUGGUAGUGUCAGUUAUAUAUAUAAUUAAUUUUAAUGAUGAAUACCUGUAUUAUGUACAGUUAAACUGUAAACUUGCACUUUUUCAGUGGAAAUAAAUACUGCCAUGUUGACACAUUUCAUGUCAGGUUAUCUAGUUAUGUUUUUUUUUUUUUU